GAGCGCGAGGCACAGAGUUUUGGGGAGUGCAUAUAAUCAACAUAUUAUCGAAGGUGCUUAGAUAUUGAUCCCGUAUUUCGAGGUAGUUCAAAUUCACCUCUUUUGGCCCUUUGGGUUUGACCUCACAUUUUUUUCGCCCCCCCCCUCCCAGCUUGGUGGAGACUAAUUCCCGCGGAAAGAUGCCGAAGAGAAAGUCCCCAGAGGGUGCCGAGGGCAAGGACGCCCCCAAAGUCACAAAGCAAGAGCCCACCAGAAGGUCGGACAGACUGUCAGCGAAACCUGCUCCACCCAAGCCAGAGGCCAAACCCAAGAAGGCCAUCGUGAAGAAGGUGGCCGAUGAUAAGGGGGUGAAGGCAAAGAAAGGCGGACCCAAGGGAAAGAAGGACGACGGGCCCGCCCAGAACGGAGAGACCAAGACCAAUGAGGAAACUGAAGCGGCAGAGGAGGCGACUGAGGAGAAGGCGUAAAAA
Messenger RNA from Salarias fasciatus (jewelled blenny), 470 nucleotides. RefSeq names its product high mobility group nucleosomal binding domain 3 (gene hmgn3). Gene Ontology annotation, biological process: chromatin organization. Gene Ontology annotation, molecular function: nucleosomal DNA binding. Lineage: Eukaryota; Metazoa; Chordata; Actinopteri; Blenniiformes; Blenniidae. The transcript has 6 exons. The record is from RefSeq and is a predicted model, not a curated record. Gene Ontology annotation, cellular component: nucleus; chromatin. The coding region runs from base 180 to 467 and encodes 95 amino acids.